This is a messenger RNA of Branchiostoma belcheri (Belcher's lancelet), 1308 nucleotides long. RefSeq lists its product as uncharacterized. The transcript has 3 exons. The coding region runs from base 279 to 1013 and encodes 244 amino acids. The record is from RefSeq and is a predicted model, not a curated record. Lineage: Eukaryota; Metazoa; Chordata; Leptocardii; Amphioxiformes; Branchiostomatidae.
UGAACCUUCGAACCUAGGUGAACCGGUCUCUCCACAUAUCGUUGCCAUAAAUGCUGAACCGUGUGAUUGGUAGUAUACUGGACACACUAAAUGCUGAGCGCUGAUUGGUAGUGCCCCGUACGCAAUGUCCCGCCAAUGAGGUUGAAUAUGAAAAUAAAACAUCUCCUUUGUUUUUGGUUGCUGUGAUCGCGGAAAAUUGGACCACACCGUGCAACAGUGGACAAAGUGCGCGCCAUUACCCUAUAUUUUACACAGCGCUCCUUUCCGAAUUUUCACAGAUGGCCGCUGAGUCCGACGUCGCUCUGAGCCUGAACCUGCUCAGUGUCCCGCACGUUCUGUGCGUGAUGUGGCGGGUGGUUUCCCUGCUGUACUGGUACGAGGCGACCCAGGGCGGCCUGUGGGGCGGGCGCGGCCGGGACCUGGGGCGGCUCCUGACCAUGCUGUGUCUGAGCGAGCUGGCCGAGGGCCCCAUAGCGUUCUUCCCGUUCAACCGCGCGGCUGUGCUCGUUAUCAAGGUGCUGAAUCAGGGCUUGCUGUUCUCGCUGCUGUUCCUGGUGCACGGCCUGCGGGAGAGCCAAGCGGUGCCGAUGUCCGGGCGCCACCGCCUGUGUUUCGCGCUGAUGGUCGAGAACUGCGCAGCCUACAGGUUGAGCUGGAACUACGUGCAGACGGCUGAGCUGGCCAUCGGGCUGUUCUCACAGGUCCUCGGGCUCGGUCCGGCCGUCCUGCCGCCGCUUCAGCUGGCUCUCCUCGCUGCCUGCGUGCUGGCCACCGCGUACACCGAGCUCGCCUUCCUGCAGAAGUUCCGCUGGACCUUCGCGGCGCACAUCCCGAUCCAACUGUGGGCGGCCUCUCUCUACCAACAGUCCGCUUUAAGCGGCAGAAUCGUGUGUGUUCUGGUAGUCUUAAACGCACUGCUGGUGGUCAAAAAGCUGACGGUGGCGUGCAAAGAAACUGCUCCAAAAAAGCAGCAAUGUCUUACAGAUGGAGAUGAACAACUUUUGGAGGUGUAGAUGAUACUAAUCUCCACGCAGAUCACACGGUGGCAAGACAGUAUCCAUUGGCCAGAGGAGCCACUGAAGAUCUGCCAGAAGUCGAAAAGUUCUAAGGCUACUUUAACACCUACUAAGUUCACUAGCUAAUGGACACUCCUCUGGCCAAAUGGAUACUGCCUUGCCACAGUAUGAUCAUUGAUCUGCUUGGAGAUUAGACGAUACAACAACGCAGAAUGCUUUAGAAAGAUCAUUCCGCGGAGAAAUUCCGAAGUCAUUGGAAAAAUAUCAUCUACAUGAUUGGCUAUGGAUAUGA